Camelus dromedarius (Arabian camel) is the source of this 2946-nucleotide messenger RNA. It is a transcript of the gene GPAT3, whose product is annotated as glycerol-3-phosphate acyltransferase 3. Lineage: Eukaryota; Metazoa; Chordata; Mammalia; Artiodactyla; Camelidae. The record is from RefSeq and is a predicted model, not a curated record. Gene Ontology annotation, cellular component: endoplasmic reticulum. The transcript has 12 exons. Gene Ontology annotation, biological process: triglyceride biosynthetic process. Gene Ontology annotation, molecular function: glycerol-3-phosphate O-acyltransferase activity. The coding region runs from base 497 to 1813 and encodes 438 amino acids.
UGUGCGGCGGUGCGGCGUGCUUCGCCGCAGGGAUCCUCGCUCCGGGAGGGCCUCUUUGAGUCACCGCCGCGUCGUGGAAACCGCCACCCAGCGGAAAUCAGGCAGAGGGUGGGGCGCAUUCGCCGCCGCGCUCGUGCUCCCCGCCCACGCCGCGGUGUCCCUACGCUCAUCCCCAGCCCGCGUCGUCAGGCCGGCGCUGCCAGGUCUGCGCACGCCGCGGCGGCUUCAGCCGGGGCCUGGACCUCCAGCGGAGAAAGAGUUAACUAUCCGCGACGAGGAGGAGCCCAAAGAGGGAGGAAGGAAGGAAACUGCUGUCCUUCUGAAAGUUUUUUCCUUCUCUUCUUUUCCCUGCAGAGGUGAGUGUCGGGAGGCGGCGGCUCUCUCUGGGUCCGUGCUCCGCGCCUCUGCUCCCGGAGCUGCCUCCCGACUACCUGGGGACAGGGACAGCCGUCACGGUCGGACAGCCUCCGCAGACCCCUUCUGGGUGCCCCGAGCCAUGGAUGGCUCAGAGCUGGCCGGGAAGAUCCUUUACACCUGGAUGACUCUGGUGCUUGGCUUCAUACUCCUGCCUUCGGCCUUUGGGGUGUCGCUGGGCAUCUCCCAGAUCUACAUGAAGAUCCUAGUGAAAACUUUAGAGUGGGCCACGAUACGAAUUGAAAAAGGAGUCUCAAAGAAAUCAGUUCUUAAACACUCAGCUUCUGUUGGUAUUAUCCAAAGAGAUGAGUCACCCAUGGAAAAAGGGCUCUCUGGUCUGCGAGGAAGGGACUUUGAGCUGUCUGACGUGUUUUAUUUCUCCAAGAAGGGAUUGGAAGCCAUUGUGGAAGACGAGGUGACCCAGAGGUUCUCCUCAGAGGAGCUAGUGUCAUGGAAUCUCCUCACAAGGACCAAUGUAAAUUUCCAGUACAUCAGUCCGCGGCUCACCGUGGUAUGGGUGCUGGGCGUCCUAGUGCGCUACUGUAUCCUACUACCUCUGAGGGUUACCUUGGCUUUCAUUGGGAUCGGUUUGUUGGUUAUGGGAACCACGUUGGUUGGACAGCUGCCAGAGAGCAGCCUCAAAAACUGGCUGAGUGAACUGGUUCACCUGACUUGCUGCAGAAUCUGUGUUCGUGCCCUCUCUGGUACCAUUCAUUAUCAUAACAAGCAGUACAAACCUCAGAAGGGAGGCAUUUGUGUUGCCAACCACACAUCCCCGAUAGAUGUUUUGAUCUUGACAAUGGAUGGGUGCUAUGCUAUGGUUGGCCAGGUUCAUGGUGGAUUGCUGGGAAUUAUUCAGAGAGCUAUGGUCAAGGCUUGUCCACAUGUCUGGUUUGAACGUUCAGAAAUGAAGGACCGACACCUGGUUACUCAGAGACUAAGAGAACAUAUUGCUGAUAAGAAAAAAUUACCCAUAUUAAUCUUUCCUGAAGGAACUUGCAUCAACAAUACUUCAGUAAUGAUGUUCAAAAAGGGAAGCUUUGAAAUUGGAGGAACCAUACAUCCAGUUGCAAUUAAGUAUAAUCCUCAAUUUGGCGAUGCAUUUUGGAACAGUAGUAAAUACAACAUGGUGAGCUACCUGCUUCGAAUGAUGACCAGCUGGGCUAUUGUCUGUGACGUGUGGUACAUGCCCCCUAUGACCAGAGAGAAAGGAGAAGAUGCAGUCCAGUUUGCUAAUAGGGUUAAGUCUGCUAUUGCUGUACAAGGAGGAUUGACUGAGCUUCCCUGGGAUGGAGGGCUGAAGAGAGCCAAGGUGAAGGACACCUUUAAGGAAGAGCAGCAGAAGAAUUACAGCAAGAUGAUUGUGGGCAACGAAUCUCUCAACUCAGAAGCAAACUGAAUGCCACCCUGGCUUUCCAGAACCAGUCUUUAGAAACCGAAAGUGGCAGGGGUUGUUUUUUGGGUUCUGUUUCACUGUUUUUGUUUUUUUAUUGUUAAUCUUUUCUAAAGGAUGAUUGUCUCUACCUCUUUAUGCCAGAGGCAGAACCCACAAAAAGGUGCCCUUUUUGGCUUUUGUUGUUAUAGCAUCAACCUCGUGAACUGUAAGGUAGUUUACUGAGUUUAAGCAGAUUCUGCCUUUAGUAAGACGAUUGUGUCAUUGUGGAUUGAGUGAACUAUUUGAAUGGGCAGAAAAAGUGCUUCUAAAACACUUCUGGAACGGGUUGUGUCUGGAACUCUUUGAUGGGGUAAUUCUCGAAGAAGUACUCCAGUUUUUGUUCAUAAUUAGCUUUCUCACGCCCUUCCCCCCCCCCCCCCCCUUCAAUCACUUAAACAGGGAUUACAUGUCAGUUCAGGGUUGCCGUCAUGGUUUUGUUUUACCACAAGGUUGGAAAGAAAAAUGAGGACAGUUUUUAAGAGAAAGGACAGCUUUGUGGCCACUUGAUCCGAAAGUCAAAAGGAAACGUAAAUAUUUUUUACUAGCUUGUCAGUAGAGACAUACUAUUUGGUGAGCUUUACCAAAGAAAAGUGAGUCCACGUUACUGUGUGUGCACAUUUUUAUGUAGGCAACUUGUAAAUAAACACGUUAGCCAGCAACUGGUGAUAAAGUUUUCCUUGUUUGUGUGCUAAAGACCCAUACUUAAAGGCCUCUCCCGUCUACUAGGUUGUUUGACAUUGUAACCAACACAUUUUCAAAUAGAAGGAGCCUUUUACAACAACAGCAAAUCACAUUGAGUGUCUUCAGCGCAAGUAGGAAUGAGUGAAGUGUGUGACCCUGUCCCUCCCCGUCCACCUCUUUGUCCUUUAUUUCAGAACUCUCCUAGUUUAUUAAACAGGAAAAUAAGGGGUAAAAUUACCUUUUGGAAACUGAGCCUUAAAUUUUUUAAAGGGGAAAAUGUAUUUUCAGCCUCAGCAGCGUAAGCAAUGUUUGACAGCAAUAUAAUGCCAUCGGGGUGUGCUCUCUCUCCGGGUAACCAUGUACAAAAAUGUGAAACUGUCUUAACGGUGAAUACAAAUAAAUUCUAUAUUUCUAAA